CUUUCAGAAUUCCUCACAACUGUUCUUGGAUUCUCCUUCAACAUAGAAGGCCUCCCACUACAGUUGACUUUGGCCAUGAAAUAGAGAUGGUUGGGAAUCCGAAGGCACAUGUGGGACCCACAGCAUAGAUUCUACCUUUGCUUAUGAGAGGGGUAUUUUGGGAAAAAAAAAAGUUAUGUGUAGGGAUACGAGGUUGGUGGGGUUUCUGUUAUCUGUUUCUGAAAUUGGGUGUUGAAAAGAGGAAAAACCCAUGUCAGAAACGAAGAGAAAUUUCACAAAUUGGAGCGAAUUAUGGUUGUUGGAGUGGUGUUGAGAAAAGCCCAUCAUGGAAAAUGAUAUUUCUCAGCAAGGUUCCAUGUUGGGCAGUGCUUUCCCAGAUGCUGCUGCAAUGGAUUUCGAUCCCAUGGAUGAUCUCUUGUUAGAUGGAUGUUGGUUAGAGAUGACCGAUUGCUCUGAUUUUUUAAAACCAAAUGCGUGUGGUUCUACCGAUCUUCUCGAUUCUCCGUGUUUUUCCCCUUCAUCUGAUGUUAACAGCAGCAGUUCCAAUCCACACUCUCCACAGAAUGCUGAUCGAGAUGACAAGGAAAGAUUGAGUUUUGCUGAGAAUCCACCUUCGGUCAAGACCCAAACAGAAGAUCUUGUCGUACUUGAAUCUCUUAACGGGAACACAAUAAAAAGUGGCGAGUGUUUGGCCCAAUCAGAGUCCUGUCCAACUGAGGAAAGUAGGAAUUUAGAUGAAUUUGAGAUGAUCAAUCGAACCACCGAAGCGAGUAGAAGGUGGUGGAUUGAGCCGAGGGCGAACCCUGGUCCCGCUUCGUCUGUGAAAGAGAGAGUGAUACAAGCGCUUAGACGUAUUAAGGAUUCUACAAGAGAUGGUGAUGUUCUUGUUCAGAUAUGGGUGCCGGUGAGGAGAGGAGGCAGAAGAUUUCUUACUACUUGUGAUCAACCCUUCUCACUGGAUCCCAAUUGUCAGAGGCUUGUGAAUUACCGGACAGUCUCAAUCAACUACCUUUUCUCGGCCGAGGAGGAUUCGAAUGAGGCAGUUGGUUUACCUGGCCGAGUUUUUCUUGGGAAGUUACCCGAGUGGACACCAGAUGUUCGGUAUUUUAGCAGUGACGAGUACCCGCGUGUCAGUUAUGCUCAUCAAUACGACGUUCGUGGUACUCUUGCACUUCCUAUUUUUGAGCAGAGUAGUCAGUCUUGCUUGGGUGUUGUGGAGGUUGUUAUGACUACCACAAAGGUCAACUACCGUUCCGAGCUUGAAAACAUCUGCAACGCCCUCCAGGCUGUCAAUCUUAGGACUUCUGAAGUCUUGAGUAUUCCCCAUGUAAAGGUGGGCAGCAAUUCUUACCAAGUUGUGUUGCCAGAGAUUUUAGAGGUUUUGAGGACAGUCUGUGAGACGCAUAGAUUGCCGUUAGCUCAGACAUGGGUCCCGUGUAUUCAACAAGGCAAGGAAGGCUGCAGGCACUCAGAUGAAAACUACACCAACUGCGUCUCAACAUGGGACAUCGCUUGUUAUGGGACGGAUCCUCGCAUUUGGGGUUUCCAUGAGGCGUGCUCUGAGCACCACUUGUUCAGAGGCCAAGGUGUAGUGGGGAAAGCGUUUACGUCGAAUCAGCCAUGUUUCUCAACCAACAUAACCGCUUUCAGCAAGACAGAAUACCCGCUGUCUCACUAUGCUAGGAUGUUUGGGUUGCGGGCUGCAGUUGCGAUUCGUUUGCGGAGUAUUUACACUGGACUUGUCGACUAUGUCUUGGAGUUGUUCUUACCCGUGAAUUGCACAGGUAGUGAAGAACAGAAGUUGAUGCUCAGCUCAUUGUCUGUCAUUAUACAACAGCUUUGCCGGAGCUUGAGGGUCAUCACAGAAAAGGAACUUGAACAGGAAACCAUUUUUCCAGUCAGUGAAAUUACACCCUCUGGUGCGACACUGGUGGAAUCUUUCCCUGUUGUAGAUGAAAGAUCAAAUAGAGGCAGAACACAAAAGGAGGGAAUUACUCUUUCAGUAGUAGCUUCUGGGGAGGAAUCAUCAUGGAUUACGAGUUCCACACAGGCCCCACGGAAGGGCGAAUGCACUGCGGUUCCUAAUUCCUUGCUGUUGGAAUUUGGAAAGCAGGAGCCAGAAGGAUUUCAUGUCUCUGCUCAUAGCGAUCACCGCCAUGAUUCGACCAAGGAUAAUGUCAGUGGUGGGGAUUCUUCUUUUCGCAAACCUCGCAGUCAGAGUUCUGGAAAUGCAAGGGAAAAGAAACGAACAAAAACAGAGAAGACUAUCAGCUUGCAAGUUCUUCAGCAAUACUUUGCCGGGAACCUGAAAGAUGCUGCAAAGAGUAUUGGAGUGUGCCCAACCACUUUGAAAAGGAUAUGCAGGCAACACGGCAUCACUCGCUGGCCUUCACGAAAGAUCAAGAAAGUUGGCCACUCCUUGAGGAAACUAAAGGUGGUGAUUGACUCAGUCCAAGGUGCCGAGGGAGUUUUCAACAUUGAUUCACUAUACCCAAAUUUCACAAAACCUUAUGGUUCUGAUCUGACCUCUCAAAAUCUAUCAGGAAGCAGCACGUUUUCCACAUUGAAACAGACAAAUCAUCAUUCGAAGUCCUCAACCACACAAGCCGAAGGCGUCUUAGGCACUUCAACUGCUCGCAAAAAAUCACCUUCUUCUUCGUGCAGUCAGACCUCUAGCUCAAGCCUCUCUUGCUCCACCAUGGCCCACCAGAACUCACAUGCUGUGGCAGAGUUGCACAAGAACCAAAGCGGCAUGCUGAAGAGAGCUUAUAGUGAGGCAGAGUUGCAUGACUCAAGCAAAGAGGAACAAAAACCUCCUGCUCGGUCCCAUAGCCACAAAUCCCUCAGUGAGCAUCCUUCUCUUGGAAGCCUAUCUUCUUGGCCUAAGCCCACCCAUGUAUCUAGAGAUGACAGUAUUUUCAGAGUGAAAGUCGCAUUUGGGGAAGAGAACAUACGGUUCAGAUUGCAUCCUUCUUGGGGCUUCCAAGAACUACAACAAGAGAUUGCGAAGCGAUUUAGUAUAGAUGAUACAAGUAUGAUGGAUCUCAAGUACCUGGACGAUGACUCCGAGUGGGUGCUGUUGACGUGCGACGCGGAUCUACAUGAGUGCAAAGAUGUGUAUAGAUCGUCCGGUGCUCAUGCCAUGAAACUAUCCAUACACCAUGUCGCACAUCCAAAGACCAGAAAUUCUUUGGGCCAACGUGGGCCAUCUUGACUUCGAUGGAAAGCCUAUUGUUGUUUAACAGUAGUCAGUAGGUUGCAGUCGAAGCAGAGUAUUUCUUCCAUGAAUUCUUGUUUGGGUGUUGUGGAUGUAGCAUGAUGGCAUAAGCGAGGCAUGUCAGUUCCAUAGGGGUAAUGAGAAAGCCUGCAACUAGAGAUUAUCGGAUGAAAGAAAUGCAUAUACACCAGUACUUGAGGAUGCCUUGAAAUAAAAGCAUGACAUGAUUACAACCAAUGUAUUUGGUAACAGUAACAGCCAGCUGUAUGAACCAUAAUACAGGCCAUAGCAGCUGUUACAGCCCUGUAACUGUCAAUUUUUUUCCUAAAGGAAAAAAUGUAUCUUCCUGUUACGGGCCAUUUGUUUUUUUUUUUUUUUCAAAUUAGGCGUUAGAGCCCUGUAUCGCGUAACAGGCCCCACCGUUUACAGCCGUUAAGUAACCAUUUUUGAAUACCUUGAUACAAUAGGGUCUGUUAUCAACUUAUCAUGGCUGUUAUAGAUCAGAGAGACGACGUUUAUACACGGCCUUUGAGAGAUGGGGUGUUUGGUUAGAUUGGAUCCCAUCCCAAUGAUCCUGCAAAUGUGGUAUUCUUGUUAUAUUGGUUCGGUAAGUGAUCAGUAAGGUGUUUGAGAAAGCAACACGCAACUACCAUCCCUCUAUGCUUUAGGCUUCUUCGGACGCCACACUGAUGCCGUUUAGAUCGAGGCGUGUGGAUGAUGAAAUCAGUGGUGCAAGAACUGGGAAGCUUCCAUCAUUCUAAAUAAUUUCCUUUAUGGAGGUUCUGAGGACUCGAAACCCAGAUUGUAUUGUGCCGGUGGAAGUUCUCACCCCUGGUGCGAAUGGUAAAGGUUUGAUGGUAGAGUUGGAUCUUGUAAGAAUAGUCAUUGCGCGUCUCUAUAACUGAGAGGGAGCACUGGUAAGUUUGUAAAGCUGUACUUCAACUGUUACACAUGCUAUCAUACCUGUUGAAAUUAGUGCAGAAACUUGGAGUUGAGAAAAAUCACUUCCUAUUUUUGUC
Magnolia sinica is the source of this 4236-nucleotide messenger RNA. Its product is annotated as protein NLP4-like. Gene Ontology annotation, molecular function: DNA-binding transcription factor activity; protein binding. Bases 326 to 3214 code for a protein of 962 amino acids. The record is from RefSeq and is a predicted model, not a curated record. The transcript is spliced from 6 exons. Lineage: Eukaryota; Viridiplantae; Streptophyta; Magnoliopsida; Magnoliales; Magnoliaceae.